AACAGACAUCCGUCACCGAUGAACAAUUGAUGAUAGGGGGAUUAGUUCAGCCGCACACAAUGUUGAAAUUGGACAACAUGACAACAACAACGACACAUACGACGGCGACUCGAACGGCGACGACGACGGCUCCUACUUCCACCACGACGACGACCACUACACCUUCUUACAUUCAGUGGUAGUAUAGCGUCCUCAGGAUGUCAUACACCCUACAUGAUGUCUCCAAGUAUAUCCAUAGCAGAAAAAAGGCGCUAUUCCGUUGGAGGCGGCCAUUAUGAUCUGUAUCCACCGCAGCAUCCGCAACUGCAACAUCAACGCUGGGGGGCAUCCUAUUUGAUGUCGCCCAUCAUCACAACGACAAGAACGCAUUCGGUCAAAAGGAACAAACGUCCUGCUAGUUACUCACGUUGGACAAUUGAAGAAGACGAGUUACUUCGUCAGGCUGUCCAAUUGCAUGGCCCGCAUAAAUGGUCACUGAUUGCCUCUCACGUCCCCAACAGGACGCCAAUGCAAUGUUCUACAAGAUGGUUGGGCGCUCUAAACCCGAAUAUACAUAAAGGUCGUUGGACGGAAAAUGAGGAUGCAGUAUUACGUUACUCGGUGAUGGAAUAUGCCAACAUGACAGAUUCAGAAGGCCGUGUUCAACCUAUUCCAUGGAACAAAAUUGCAGAACGUAUACCGAAUCGUACAGGUAUUCAAUGUCAAGCACGGUGGACAGAAGCGUUGGAUCCGUGCGUUCGUAAAGGUAAAUGGGGCGUGGAAGAAGACCAAUUGCUGCGAUUGGGCGUGGCCAACUUUGGUCGCUGUUGGAUAAGAAUUGCUGAAACAAUUCCUGGUCGAACCCAAAGACAGUGCCGUACUCGUUGGAUGCAAAUCAAAUAUAAAGAAGACAGACAGCAAAAAGGUAGUAGUCAUAAUAGCAAUGCUACCCUCAUCCCACCGGAUGGUGCUGCUGAUAACGUCAAACAUGAGCCACCAACGACAAAGCAACAACGCCGACACUCAUCUGCUGCUCAUCCGCAAAUCACAACGCAGCAGAUACAGACACAUGAUUUGGGCGGUAUGGCCGUAGAUGAUGCUGCUUCCUUUCUGAGUUAUAUAUCAUCAGAGGAUGAAGAUGAACAAUUUCUCACAAACAUAUAGCCUCCCAUUUUUAACUGUCACCCUACGCCUUUACUUUUAGAUAAACGCAUACCAAACAAUAAAUCACUUUUUUUUUUAAAAUUUUGUACUUGAUCUCCAUGAACUCAUCUUACGUAUCAGUUCAUCCCUUGACGUCCUGUUUUCAAGUAAAUGCUAUCUAUAAAUUCAACGAUCUUUAUGCAACAUAUUGGCUCCGUUACAACAACGAUGACUUAAAAGAGCUCAUAAAUAAAGAAAAGCCGGAUUGACUAGGCCCUUUUUUUUUUUUCUUGGCAUUUGCCGUUUUCUUCCUUCAUUAAGUGAAAAAAAUUGUCAAAAUACACACAGAGUUAACUAAGCGAACUGUCCCUUUUAAUUCAGUGACUAUGUACAUCUAUUCGUAAAUGAUUUCAAACGCGUGCAUUCAUGUGCUGCUAAUUAGUUUCGAGUA
This is a messenger RNA of Mycotypha africana, 1573 nucleotides long. RefSeq names its product Homeodomain-like protein. The transcript has 5 exons. Bases 214 to 1143 code for a protein of 309 amino acids. Lineage: Eukaryota; Fungi; Mucoromycota; Mucoromycetes; Mucorales; Mycotyphaceae. The record is from RefSeq and is a predicted model, not a curated record.